This is a messenger RNA of Juglans microcarpa x Juglans regia, 1115 nucleotides long. RefSeq names its product peroxidase 27-like. The coding region runs from base 92 to 913 and encodes 273 amino acids. The transcript is spliced from 4 exons. Gene Ontology annotation, biological process: hydrogen peroxide catabolic process; response to oxidative stress. Gene Ontology annotation, molecular function: peroxidase activity; heme binding. Lineage: Eukaryota; Viridiplantae; Streptophyta; Magnoliopsida; Fagales; Juglandaceae. Gene Ontology annotation, cellular component: plasmodesma; plant-type cell wall. The record is from RefSeq and is a predicted model, not a curated record.
GUAUAAAAGCGCACAUAUGUUAUAUGUUGAACAACAUCCGAUACUAAUUACAUGAUCAAAUUAAGUUUUCUAGCUUUUCGAUCUUUACGCGAUGGCCACCCGAAAGCUUUUCUUAGUUUUAUUCCUCCAGUUGAUCAUGUUUGUAGUUCUUAACCCCGUUUAUGGGCAGGAACGUCUGAAAUUAGGGUUUUAUGAAAAAUCAUGCCCAGAAGCCGAGGCCAUUGUUAAGAAGGUUAUGGUCGAAACCUUAUCAAAAGCACCUACACUUGCUGCGCCUUUGAUAAGAAUGCAUUUCCACGAUUGUUUCGUUAGGGGUUGUGAUGGGUCAGUAUUGUUGAGCUCUUCAACAAAUCAAGCAGAAAAAGAUUUUGCUUCUAAUCUAAACCUUCGGGGAUUUCAAAUUAUCGAUAGAGUCAAGUCUGCACUGGAAAAGGCAUGUCCUGGUGUGGUUUCAUGUGCUGACAUCUUGGCUUUAGUAGCUAGAGAUGCGACUGCAACGAUCAAGGGACCAUCUUGGGAAGUCGAAACUGGACGAAAAGAUGGAAGGGUUUCAAGCGAAAUAGAGGCCCAUGAGAAUCUAGUACCACCAACUGCCAACAUUACCCAAUUGAUAAGAAGUUUUCAAGAAAGGGGGCUAAGCAUAAAAGACCUUGUAGUUCUUUCAGGUGCACACACUGUUGGGACGUCUCACUGUUACUCCUUCAACUACCGUCUCUACAACUUCACGGGAAAGGGUGAUACUGACCCCAACUUGGAUCCUAAUUAUAUAAAAAGAUUGAAGAACAAAUGCAAGCCAGGUGAUAAUACCACACUCGUGGAAAUGAACCCAGGAAGCUUCAAAAUGGGUAGGAUUGGAGUUCUCACAGGCAAGGCUGGUGAAAUCAGGAAACAAUGCAGCAAAGUAAACAAGUAAAUUAUAUAUUAAGAGACAAGGAUCGAUACCUACAAGCAGAGACGCAAGAAGAUUCAUCAUUCUUCUUCAUGGUUGUGAUUUUGUACCUAAUUUGCAGAAUAAAUUCUGGUUUGAUUUGUUUUGCAGUCUUGUACGGUAGUUUCAGUCAAAAGUUUGCUUUUUAUUCAUACAAUGAAUGCCUGGGAAGAAAAUAAUUAAUUUC